AUGUCUCGACCUACGGAAAAGCGCCUCCCUGUCCCUGACGACGUCGUGUUCGACAUCCUAACUUGGCUGCCAGUGAAAUCCUUAAUCCGAUUCAGAUGCGUUUCCAAAUCUUGGUACUCCACCAUCACCAACCCGAUUUUCAUCACCACACAUCUCAACCACAACAAAGCGAAAGAAUCACUAUCCAUUGACGACAAUAACAAUAACAAUGGUUAUCUGUUAUAUACACAUGUACCAAAGGAUUUUUCAUCUCGCCAUGAACUGUGUACGGCUGUUUACAAUAGCGACCACACACUCACCCAGAUUUCUGCUUUUCAAAUCCCCUUUUCUGGUUUCAACGUGGCUAGCUUCUGUAAUGGCAUGUUCUGCCUUGAUUGUCUUACCGACCAUGGUGAUCAUAUAAUAUGUUUGUGGAACCCAAGCAUUAGAAAGUUUAAGACACUUGCUCCUUUUCGCUUGAUUGACUAUGUUGAUAGCGGCACUCUUAGACUUGAGAGCGUCACUCUUGGACUUGCUUAUAAUUCUCAAAACAAUGAUUUCAAGAUUCUUAGACUUGCGUGUUUUUAUGAUAUUAUUGAAAAAUUUGUAAUAAAUCGGUUCAGGAUUGAGGCCGAGAUUUACACAUCCAGUACUGAUUCGUGGAGAAAGGUUGAAAUAUCAGUGGAGUCCUUAAGUCGACCUAUUUUUAUUUUAGGUAAACGUUGUGUAUUUGUAAAUGGAGCUCUGCACAUUAUAGCAUAUUUUCAGGGCUAUGAAUUUAUCUUGUCCUUUGACGUCGAUGAUGAGAGAUUCCAUGAGAUAAAGCUGCCUCAAAAUUACUCGAGAGGAUUCAAUGUAGAGUUUAGACAACUUGGAGUAUACAAGGGAUUGCUUGCUUUGAUUGUUUUUUGUCAUGAUCCUGCUAAUAGGGGUUACAUAUGCCUUAUAUGGGAGAUGAAGGAGUAUGGUCUGGCUGAGUCUUGGACUUGGACUAAAAAAUGUAUAACAAUGAAUUCCUUCUAUAGCUGCUACGGUUGCACUGACAAUGGUGAAAUUCUAAUGAAGAAUGCCAAUGGGCUAGUUUCAUUUGACCCUGAGAAUCAUCAGAACAUUUUUACUAUUGAAGAUGCACGUUGGGCGGAUUACACUGCUAAUUCUAUGGAGAGUUUGGUUUUACUUGAUGGGGGUAAUAGUGUAUCUGAAUAUAAAGAUUAG
Quercus lobata is the source of this 1194-nucleotide messenger RNA. Its product is annotated as F-box/kelch-repeat protein At3g23880-like. The record is from RefSeq and is a predicted model, not a curated record. NCBI's taxonomy places the organism in Eukaryota, Viridiplantae, Streptophyta, Magnoliopsida, Fagales, Fagaceae. The coding region runs from base 1 to 1194 and encodes 397 amino acids. The transcript has a single exon. Gene Ontology annotation, molecular function: protein binding.